Messenger RNA from Phalacrocorax carbo (great cormorant), 834 nucleotides. The record is from RefSeq and is a predicted model, not a curated record. Lineage: Eukaryota; Metazoa; Chordata; Aves; Suliformes; Phalacrocoracidae.
GGUGGCUCACAGAGUGCUUCGCUACCCACCCCUCCCUGCCUGCCCGGGGAUAAAAUCCCCCGGGGCUGCUGCCCAGCUCCCCGGAGGGUCCGAGCCAGCGCCCGCUGCCGUGCCGAGCUCCUGAGGGGACGCAGGGAAGGGACAGAUGGGACCGACGAGGACGCUGAGGCUCGGCCUGCUGGGCUGCCUGCUGCUCGUCCCCUGGCUGCGCGGGCAGGAGCUGGCCACCUGCGCCUGGGGCUGGGUGCCCUCCGAGGAGGGGUGCUACGGCUUCUUCCCCCGGGAGCUGAGCUGGAGAAGGGCAGAGGCCUUUUGCCAGCGCUUCGGGGCGGGCACCCACCUGGCCUCGGUGCACAGCGCGGAGGAGCACCAGGCCAUCGCCACCCUGCUCUCCUCCCGCUCCGGCAAUGACAGUGAGGAGGAGGAGGCCAGGGACGAUGGCAUCUGGAUCGGCCUCCACCGUCCCCUGGGGAGCCGCCGCUGGCAGUGGUCGGACAGCUCAGAGGUGGACUAUGGCUCCUGGCACCGGCAGCCCAGCUCCAGGAGGAGAGCCUGCGUCGCGCUGCAGGACUCCGCUGAUUUCAUGACGUGGUACAGUGACGCCUGCGCCGACAGAAAACCCUUCAUCUGCAAGUCCGCCGCCUAGAACCGGGGGCAGCCCCCCAGUGCCAGCCCCGCCGCCCUCCCUGCCUGUGCCCCCCACUGGACACCCCCACCAGCCUCCCUCCCUGACCCCUCCCACCCACCACCUCUGCCCGACCCCCCUGCCCACCCCCCCUGCCUGCCAUCCCUACCUGUCCCCCUGCCCACUAUGGCCACCAGCCGCAGUAAAGG